Clunio marinus is the source of this 186-nucleotide messenger RNA. The record is from the annotation of a GenBank genome assembly. NCBI's taxonomy places the organism in Eukaryota, Metazoa, Arthropoda, Insecta, Diptera, Chironomidae.
AUGACUUUUGGGGCGAAAGUCGAUGUAGCGUCUAGAACCUUUGGUUUGACAAACUCAGUAAGUGGGAUAAUUGGAUUAAAAAAAGUGAAAAAGAAAGAAGAACGAGAAAAAGAAGUGAAGAAUGAAUUCUAUGCGUUACUUUUAAUUGUAGUCUGUAAUUUGGCAACAAAACACAGAAAACUUUAG